Porites lobata is the source of this 9221-nucleotide messenger RNA. Lineage: Eukaryota; Metazoa; Cnidaria; Anthozoa; Scleractinia; Poritidae. The record is from the annotation of a GenBank genome assembly.
AUGGUGGAAGAAGCAAUUAGCUCUUUAAACGAGAAAAGCGGUACUUCGCGGCAAGCCAUCUUGAAGUACAUUCAAGGAAAUUAUCCAGUUGGCGAGAAGGCUAAAAAUCAGGUUAAAGUUGCUUUGGUCAAAGGAGUCAGCAAUGGACGACUUGUUCAAACCAAAGGCACCGGAGCCUCGGGGUCAUUCAAGAUUUCCAAGGAGCUCAAAGAAGAACAGAAAAAAGCUGAGAAAAAGAGACUUAAAAAGGAGAAGAAAGCUUUGAAAGAAGCUGCUAAGGAGAACAUUUCGCCUGACAGCGACAACGAAGGUGUAGAAGGAAAAACCAAGGCAAAGAAAACCAAGAAGACAGUACUAAAGGGAGAGGAUGAAAAAAAGAAGAAAAAGAACUCGACGAAAAAAAGUAGUGACAGCAAAGAGAAAAAAUCUUCAAAAGAUUCAGCAACGAAGAAAAAGAAAUCCAAGGCGAAAAAAUCGGAGGAAAAGCAAGCUGACAGCGACACAGAGGUUACGGCAGAGAAAAAAGCAAAGAAAUCGCUUGCAAAAGCUAAGACAAAUAAGAAAUCGUCACCAGGAAAGAAAGCAAAGAGUGCAAAGAGCAAAGACUCGACAAAAGCUCCUAAACCAAAGAAAACUGCAGAAGCAAAACCUAAGAAGAAGAAAGCGCUGGCUGAGAAGAACUGAUGAGAAUGUAUGAACUAAUUUAAAUUUGAUAAUUGUAAAUAAGUGUAAAUAGCUAUCGUUAGUGACGUCUUUUUGCCAGUUCGAUGUAAUCAAUAUCUUUUCAGAUAUUUCACCCUAACUGUUGACUUGCGGGUAUAGAGUUGACGGAAAUAUUUGCUUCGUUCUCUUUUUAAAAGUACUGUCCAGUUGGAAGUUGUUUUUACUUUUACCUUAUUUCUUGGGAAUUUUUUUUUCGACUCUUUUAAGUUGCGUAUAUUGUAAUAGUUCGACAGUCGGCACGCUUGUAGAAAAGAUGGACACCUUAGCAGACUGUGAAUAAAAUGUGUGUUUUUUAUUAAAGCAUUUUGAUUGAAAAAUCGAGCUAUUCACUGAAUGUAAUACGAUUGUUUAAACGUGUUUAAUUUUUUUUAUGAAGUACUCACGAUAUGCAGUUCUUCGCAAACUAAGACGUAGAGUGAGCAUGUACUUGAAUGUAAGCAAUAGUCCUCUACAUCUGAGACGGAGUCAAUAAUACAAGCUCCAAUGUUCUUUUUUCCAGUGCUGCGCGCACGUGCUAUCGACAAUUCUGUGAUGUGUGCAUACUUGGACUUUCCUCAACCCUUGAAGCCCUGGUUUCUAGCACAGUACACGAUGGUUCAGUAGACUUGAAGCAAGGGAAUUAGGAGACGUCCAGGGGCUUAGCUAGGAAUUUUCCAGAGGUGCGCACAGUUUUUCAAAUCCACCAAACCUGUUCUCCACAAUCGUUUCCACACGGCGGAUGCUUUAAAUAAAUACAUUCCGAGACGUGUUUAUGCCUAUGGCGAGUAAAACAUUUCUCUUGUAUAGGAAAAACCAUGUUCUCGUGCAAUAUCAACGGCGUUUUGUGUGAAUGUGUGUGCAACAAAAUCGAGGAAAACACUUUUUUCAACUCCUUUGCUUUGUUUUCUUUGUUUGCAUGUUUUUGUUUUUGUUUUUGUUUUUGGGCAACUUUUCAGGUACGCACGUGCGUUCUGUGUUACGCUAUAGUUUAGUCCUUCCUUCUGGAUUUGAAAGCCUGCUUUUCAUUUGUUUCAAAUCAAAAUUGUAAAAAGCCUUAGGGAUUGUUUGAUUACAGCGCAACUUAACAGAAACCGGCUAAAUAUUACAUGGCUGUGAUGAGACUUUCGCAUUGUUUCCCAUUAAGCGAUAUCCUGUUUUAACAUUGCAAAUUUGACAUAUGGUAUAAGUCUCGACUCGCCCACUCUUUGAUUCCUCGCUCGUCCGUUAUGCUAUAACGACCACUAAAGGACCGACCAACAUUAUUCAUAAAAUUGCUUCUCGGAGCGAAGUUUUUCACUGCUAUUCGCGCAUAUCUUAUGACUAACUCUGUGAAAUGGCUGUGAAAUGCAUCUUCAACUUCGUCCCCAGGAUCUUCUCGCGUUCCAAUAUGGCGCUGUCACAGUGAUAUUGGCAUCCCCAUUCCCAAAAUCCUCGUGAUAUGGGCAUCCUCUGUAACUCUAACCUAACCCUAACCCAAAUAGCUAAGGUAUUAUAAGAAGGAGAUGACCAUAUAUCACUAGGGUUUUGGGAAUGGAGAUGCCCAAACACUGUAACAGCGCCAUAUAUUUGAAAGUUGAAUGCGCCUUUUUUGCUCUUCUUAUCGAGCGGUCUCUAUUAGCUGACCUACCUACCAGCUGACCCUAAACUAGCUGACGUCACAGUGGUCAUGUUGGUUGAAUGCCAAAGCGUUUCCCUUCCGCUGGGAUUUACUAAGCCUUUUUUCCAGGGAAAUCGUUUCAGAAAAGGUGCUGUUUCAGUAUCAUCCAACACUGCCGCCUUGUCACGCUGUAGCAAACCCUAAUUAUGACUUAAAGCUGAUAAAAAGUUCUUGAACAGUGGUGGUUUGGUCGCAAUUUGCAGUAAUCGUCCUAACUUUCAAUCGUGACCUCCGUCUUAAUUUGUAAUACCUCUCGCAAUUCACCUGUAAUCAAUUUGUGGUAUAUUGUAAUAAAAAGUUGUCACAAUUUGUAAUAACUCGACAUCGAUAACCCAAGCUGUCGCAAUUUGUUAUGAUAAACAUGAUACACGUGAGUAACAACACAGGAACAGCAGCAUCAUCAACACCUGUCGAUCAAAGAAUGUGACUUGUUGGUCACGUGAGUUAUAGUUGUCAAGUUCAUACAAACGUGUAAAACGUUUAUUAUAGCUAAUACCAGAGCUCAUUAUUCAUUCGUUUACGAGCUAGGCAAGGUGCUUUUUCCCCAUUUACAGAAAUCAUUCCUUUGAAAAGGCUCGGGCAAAUGAAUUUAGGAAUAAAUUCAUGGGAGAAGCCGAUCCACUGCAACGAAUAGAAACUGAUCGCUUGUACACACGCCCACACACGGCAGCACAUUAUUGGUGUGGGCCAUUUAAUUCAAUUUUCCAGUGUGGUAAGAAUCCCUUUUCUAUUGCGCAAGCUUAGGCUUUUUCUUCAGGGUUAUACCAUAUAACUCUUACUCCGGCAAGAAAACAAAAUCCGAUUGGCUUUUACUGUUGUUCCCACAUAACAAAGUGAUUUCGGAAAGGUUUCUGACGUUUCUGUACUAGGCAGGGGCACCCAAUGGAUCUGUUCCUCAAAAUAUCUGUUCUUCAGGCAUUUUUUUGCUGGCUGGGAGAUGUGAAAGAAAUAAUAGUCCUUGGAAGGAAAGUGUUGCUGGGAAAAAGAUAAUUCAGGGUGUCAGAGGGGAUUUGAAGUUGCUACGGCUGCUACGGUUGCUACGUUGCUACGGUUGCUACGGGUUACUUGUAUGGGUUACUUACCACUCAAGAUCUGAAUUGUGCCCUAUGAAACUUUCCAGUAAGUCAGGUUGCAGGUUGUAAGGUUGCUGGCUGGGAACUUUUUCAUCAGUCUUGCUGGGAGUGAGGAACAGAUAAUUUUUUUCCAGCAAUCUCCCAAAAUGCUUAAAAUAGUCUCAGAAAACUUCAUUCACGCUUUGCUGUUGUUUUUAGGUCUUUUUCUCAAAAUUUCCCGUUGGGUGCCCCUGACUAGGGAGCCAUAUUGUAAGUGAUACAUCAACUUUCGGAUAUGUUUCAGUGCCAGUAAUUGCCCUUUUACAGAACUUCCUGUUCCAUCCCGUCCUGGACGAUAACGUUUUAGUAAGUGGACUGCUCGUUUACUGUGCCCCCAAAAAAAAAAAAAAAAAACUCUACAUUUGUCAUUUUAGUAUUUCUACUUCUGCUUCGCAUGGCUGGUGCACGAUAUACAAAGAGAAUAGCAAGUCUCGAGUUACGUUACAAAGAACACAACAAUGAUCCAUAGCCUUUGCACAAUAACAGUAUAAACUUCACACAAUAGAACGAGACAAUACCGCAUAUAUUGACUUGGUAUAUCGAGCAUCACCCGCUGCUGACGACCUGCAAAUGCUACAUCGUCUCUGGGAACCUCUAACCAAAAAUGGCAACCCAAACACGACAGCUUAGUUUAUUUCAAAUUCUGUCGUGAAGGUAUUACAAAUUACAAAAAAGAAAAAGAAUUGCAAAUUUACAGCAGGCGGAAAAAUCAGCUCUCUCAAACUGACAGUAACCCUGCAAGUUUUAUUUUUAUAGAUCAUUUUCUUGGCUGAUUUCCUCCAAAAACAACACAACAGAAUAGUAUAAAUCCCUAGACGUGAGAAGGUUUCGCCUCCGCAUUUGUGCUAAAAACACAACAGUAUAUAGAGGCUGAUUUCCACUGUUGCGUAAUUUUAACGUGCUUACGUAGGUAAUAUUUACGCACGUAAAUAAAAUAAAGGCUAUGUAUGGAAGAUCACGCGUAAACGCAAAAGUUGAACCUCGCUUCACUGUUACGUUUACGCGCGGCCUGUCAGAUAUCACCUCUAUUUUAUUUACGCGCGUAAAAUUUACGUGCGUACGCACGUGAAAAUUACGCGACAGUGGAAAUCCACCCUAAUAUACUUUACCUGAUCACAAAAUGGCGAUAACCCCUUUUUUGGCGUUUCUGACAGAAGUUAGUGCCUAUCUAACUAUGAGAAAAUUUUUAAAACAAAAAUGCAUAUCAAACCAUGGUUUAUAAGAGGAGACUGGUUAUGAAAGGCGUCAAGCAUCAAAUGUAAAGACAGCGCCGGUGCUGCAGUUUAUGUUGGAAGCUGCCUGACGUUGCAGAAUCCUUUGUUCUCUGGUUCUCUGUUGGUCACUACGAUCAAAUUGUUAGGAAUGCUAUUGAACGUUGUGCACCAUCAGGUGUACGCGGUGACUAAGCCUAGCCAUGCAUAUAUACCCUUGCUGCCUAGCUUUUAAUUGCUCCCAUAUUAAGCGGCGAAGGACUAUUAACAACCAAAAUUUUUUUAAAAGACUACGCGGAAGGCUAAAAAUAUAUCAAAUGAUCAAGAUGAUUUUACACAAAUUCGGCGAACAACUUUUUCUGAUUCCUUUGUGAUUUUAAGCAUUGCUGGCAUAAACCUGACCAUAAAUAUUCUUGCUUGCUCGCGCUUUGCUUUGUGUUACAAGCAAUUACAAUAAGAUUCAUAGAAUGACGUCAUAAUCCUAAUAGACGUCUGGUGAAUAUGAAAUGUAAUAAGCAAGGUGAAUUACAGCGAGCAGACUGAAACGAAGUAAAUGUUAAAAACGACUGCGAGUCACUCAGUAAUAAAACUUAGUGGCUAUGACAGAGAACGAGCCAAUAAUGGAAAGGCAGAAAGGGUUUGCUAUAGUAGAACACAGAGUGUCCCCAGUCAGUAAUGCGGACCAGUCACUGCAAGUGAGUACUUCAUUUUUAAAGAUUUGGUGGGUCAUUUCCUCUUUAGAAUGGAUCGUACGUUAUCGAUUAACAGUUGUAAAAAUUCGUAAUCCACCCGAAAUAUAUGACCUAAAGCCUUCUUCUUCGCAAAACUAGAGACAUUUCAUUGACGAAGCAGCAAAUUUUACUUAAUUUUCUUUCUUGCGUGAGAAAAUUCCUGAGCGGAAGCUUACCUUGCUUCCUACACUCAGUCCAUACAAAUAUUACACCAAUUUUCGCACAAAAGAAUUUUUCAAUAUAACCCUCUGUUACUUUGUUCAAAUAAAUAAUGCAACGUCCGACUUGUUUAAAAAGGAAGUUAUUUAAAAAUUUGGACUUUUGCCCUUCAUCUAAUGUUUUAUUAAGUUUUUUAUAUUUCACCUGUUCCGUCUAAUGUCGCUGGUUUUCAACCGGACUUUGUCAGUUAAAUGCCAUUUAUCAUGCUAUUAUUUUCAUGUGGAGUUAGAAACCGUCUUACAGAACCAUCUACCUUUUCAGGAACACAUUUGAUUCGAGAUAGUGCCUAAUAAAGGUUGUUAAGUGUAAAAGCUUAUGCCAUACUAGGCCGAAACGUAGUCUGGGAUAUUCUUAACCCCGUAAUGCCUAUAACGCCGGUACAGUCGAUCGACACCAUUGUCCUUUGUUUAUAUUUUUUUUUUCACUUUUCUCAAUAACGUUGAACUGUCGCCCAGUCAAGUCAGUUAAGUACAUCAGACGUUCUUUGUAUCCUUAGAUCACUCGUGCAAGCUACAUUUAUAAUAUUUGGCUAAUUUAUAGAGGGAAAACGAUGAGCGUAGAUGCUUGCCACUUACAUCAAUUAUUCGUCUCGCCUGUCAACGUUCUUUGGCUUAAAAAAGGGAAUUAAAGUCAAGCCACUGUUACUCACGUUUUGACGCUUUCUAAAGAUGGAGAAUUUAUGUUAAACUGGGAUACAAGUAAAACAAGAAUACAGCUAUUUGAUUUCCUUUCUUACUUGCGAAACUGGGAGUAAACAAGGAGUAAAGUUGAAAUCUUGCGUGGGUUGUUGACCGAAUGCUAAAUUAUUAGCGAUAAUACUCUUUAUUAUUUUAUGGUCUCAUCUCACGACAUAAAACGGCGAUAUAAAAUGAUUGCAUAUUUUAACAAAGUGAUAGCUAAUGAAAAUUUCCUAAAUAUACCGUCUUUCUAAUAAAAGAGGGGAGCUAGACUCUCAAUUUCUAUUUUUUUUGGGGGGGGGGGCAAAUUUGAAACAGGGGCACCCAACGAGAAUAUAGUUCAAAACCACUUAAUUAAACAUAGCAUUGCUAAACGUAUUUUAGUAUUUAAACGGUAGAUAUAGGCAUAUUUUAUCACCAAAAAUUUUUUCCUCUGUUCGGAUUUCCUAGCUGAAAGUCUAGUGAUCCGAAAAUUAUAGGGAUCAAAACUUACCUUUUCGAAAAUUUCCGCAAGAAAGUUUUCUCCCGAAAAUUCUAGGUGACCUUUUUAGAGUAAGAAUCCGUUCCUGAAAAAUGGGCAAUUAUACCAUUUUUUAGAAGGUCGAAAAUCAUAGGAGAAGCAGGCAAGCAAGAAAUUUUACAACAAAUGUUCCGAAAGUUCAGGAUUUCCAAUCGUCUUCUGAACAAAUAUUUUCCGAAAAUUGACGUUGGGUGCAACUGUCGAAAGUGGGUCAGAUUUCCUCCACUGAUGCGAUAUUGUCCCACUUUUUCUCGCGGGCCACCGAUCGAUCUGAUUUUUCAUCCUCGACAGUUUGCUGUUUCCAUAAACUUUUAUUAGGAGAAGAAUCAACACAGUCGACGGUGGGUGAACUUUAUUUUCUUUUUAUUUUACUGUGCACAGAAUUUUAAUCUUGAUAUCGACGAGUCCUCUUCAGACGAUCUGUUAAAUACCUGUCGUAUUUGCAGAGAUGAAACAGUCCGUGAGUGUCUUAUCAGCCCUUGUCACUGUGCAGGGACACUGGGCAAAUGUCAUCUCCAGUGUUUAGAGGAGUGGCUCUCCAAAGCUAACAAAAGUUCCUGUGAAAUAUGUGGUCAUAGAUAUCACACUGCGAGAAUUCCAAGGUCUUUCAAAGAGGUAAGUCAGUCUAAAAGCGACAUAUACCGGGACGCCAGACGAGUACAUGUAUAUGUUGAAGGUCAGACGUGAUCUGUUCUCAGGAUGAACCAGAAUUUCCUUUGUCUUCUUGGAUAAUCAGGGCUAGGAAAGAAAGAAUUAUCUGAAGAAAACUGAUUCUCGUUCAACCUGAGGACGAGUUUAAUCGACAACCGAUACAUUCGUCUUAAGUCGUUAAAGAACGAUUCCGAUCAAAAUGAUCAGUCUAUAUAUAAUGACUCGUCAAUUAAAUGGAACGUUUUGUUUGAUAAUCAUAAUUUUCAAAUUAUGGUGUUUCAGCUUAUCCAUUUUAAGUGGGGUUUAAAUGGUUCAGUCGCAGACAAAGCUGAUGUUGGUAUCUGACCUCCGCGUCUAUUUCUUUUAGGUUAAAGGGCCUACCGCUUUGUUUGUUUGUUUGUUUUUAUACAUUUAUUCACGUAAUCGACGAAAAGGCAAUUUCGCAUGUGUAAAAUAUAUGACAGUAUUUUUCUUCUAAGGUAAUCAGUACAAAUGAAGUUUAUGAGUUUAUGAUUUUAAGUUUUUAGGCAUCGUUCUUGACGAUAGUCUUACGUGGAAAGACCAUGUUCGUUAUGUUAUUUCUAAGGUUGGUAAAAGAGUUGGUGUCUUAGGGCGCCUUAGAAGGAAUAUCACUAUACAUGCAGCUUUCGAGAUGUAUAAUUCAUUAAUUUUGCCCAUUUUUGAUUAUUGCGAUGUUGUUUGGUCCAGCUGCAAUAAAGCAGAUAUGGAAAGUCUUGAAUCUUUGCAAAGGCGGGCCUCGAAAAUUAUAGUUAAAUCUAAAUGUGGUACAACAUCCACCGAAUAUCUUAAAUUUCAGAGUUUAGAAGAUCGCCGUAACGCUCAUAUUUUAGGUUUAGUGAAGAGGUGUUUAAAUAAUAAUGUACCACAGUUUUUAAAGAAUUAUUUUAAGUUGAAUAAGGAAGUUAUUUCAAGAGAAACAAGAAGAAGUAAUUUUAUGUACUUACCUGCAGUAAGAACUGAGACCGGCAAGAAAAGUUUUUAUUAUAAUGGCUCAGUUGUGUAUAAUAAUUAUUUAGUAAAUAAGAAUUAGUUUUAAUUGUUAUACUAUACUAUUAUUAACUUAUAGUUACUUAGUUUCUUACUAUUUAUUUUGAACUUUUUUAUUAGUCUUAAUUUAGGGCUCCUAUUGAUAACAGAUAUACUUUUAAGUAUUCUGAAGGGAUUACCCUAGUUAAAUAAAGGUUUACUACUACUAUCUCAAGUCGUCAUAACUUUUACCCGCCCCUUUGUUUGUUUGUUUUUUUCCAGUGGAUUAUUAAAGGCCAAAGUCGCCGAGAACGUCGCUAUCUUUUGGCGGAUCUAAUAUGCUUUCUGAUUCUCAGUCCGUUGGUCAUUGCAAGCUCAUAUCUCUGCGCUCAAGGGGCCUGGUACUACCUUGUUUUUGCGGUGGAUAAGUGGACUGGCACGGGAUUGCUUAUUCUGAGCUUGUUUCUUUGGUGUAUAUUUGGGUUUUGGUUGAUUGUUACAAUAAGGUAUCACCGAAGAUGUUGGCUGGACUGGAAAAAUCAUAAUCACGUAGUUAAAUUAGUGAAAAUCAGCAGGUUUGAGGAUGGAGUACUGGAUGACCCGCAGGGAAGCUGUUCAGCCAUAGAGACAGCAGUGUAACUUGGUAAUAGAGUAGAAGGAGCAGCGUCCGUUUUAAAAACGAAGUAUCGACUUUGUAAUUAAUAUUGUUUAAUAGAGAUUGAAUAAAGCAACUCUAACCCUGUCUGUAAUCGCG